Molecule: messenger RNA, 862 nt
Organism: Bolinopsis microptera
Lineage: Eukaryota; Metazoa; Ctenophora; Tentaculata; Lobata; Bolinopsidae
Product: protein BUD31 homolog
Exons: 3
Coding region: 9-443 (144 amino acids)
Biological process (GO): mRNA splicing, via spliceosome
Cellular component (GO): nucleus; spliceosomal complex
Source: RefSeq, a predicted model, not a curated record
GGUUUACAAUGCCCAAAGUAAGGAGAAGCAGGAAGCCGCCCCCAGAAGGCUGGGAGCUUAUAGAGCCCACUAUUGAGGAACUAGACGCUAAAAUGAGGGAACACGAAACUGAGCCACACGAGGGAAAGAGAAAGGUUGAAGCUCUGUGGCCGAUCUUUAAGAUUCACCACCAAAAGUCACGGUACUUGUAUGAUUUGUACUACAAGAGGAAAGCUAUCAGCAAGGAACUGUAUGACUAUUGUAUCAAGGAAAAGAUAGCUGAUGCUAAUCUGAUCGCCAAAUGGAAAAAGGAUGGUUAUGAGAGGUUAUGUUGCUUGCGUUGUAUCCAGGUCAGAGACACCAACUUCGGUACUAACUGUAUAUGUAGAGUUCCUCGGUCAAAAUUAGACCAGAUAAAGAUUGUGGAGUGUGUACAUUGUGGUUGCAGAGGGUGCUCUGGAUAAACACUUGUCAAUAUCUUGUCAGAUCAGCUUUCUAAAACUAGUCUUACGGCUCGGACAACAGAUCACGUCCGGGCGGACACAUUUUAUAUUUUAUUUGUAGUAAGGCGCAAGAACAUUUCUUCAAUUCAAGUUCAAUCGAAUAUCAUGUUUAAUGCGCGUCUUUAAGUACGUGCGCGCGGCCACCUCUCGUGAGUUUUUAUUUUAUUUGUAAUUAUCGAUUACAAGGGUUUAUGUAUAGUACACAUGGUAUAGUUUCGUGUUUCCUGAACCUGUUGACAACUUUUAACAUCAAAUCGUUGACCAGUUCCACAAAUGUAUUUUACGGUGUUGUAUAAUGCGUUGAAGUUUUCCCCGUUGAGCAACAAACUGCAAAGUUAAUUCUAAUAAUGAAUUUCUGUUGCUAUAUUUUACCACAUAGU